This is a messenger RNA of Funneliformis caledonium, 492 nucleotides long. The record is from the annotation of a GenBank genome assembly. NCBI's taxonomy places the organism in Eukaryota, Fungi, Glomeromycota, Glomeromycetes, Glomerales, Glomeraceae.
AUGCGGUGUUCAUCAAACGGUGCUACUACAAAUGGUGCAACUACAAUAAACGGCAAUAAUGGCAAUGCAAGCAAGGUGUCGAAUAACUUGGUUAUUCCAUUUGUGCCAAGCGUCAUUUCUGCAGUGGGAUUUACAGCCAGCUCAUUUUACGGAAUUCACAGUUUGAUCAUGGCGCAAACUACAUCAUUUGAGGCAGAAGUGAGAGGGGAAAUUAAGGAAAACAAGGAGGAAAUUAAGAUAUUUAAAGAAGAAAUUAAGGCGGAAAUUAAGGAAAGCAAGGAAGAGAUUAAGAAAUUUAAGGCGGAAGUUAAGGCGGAAAUUAAGGAAAGCAAGGAAGAGAUUAAGAAAUUUAAGGAGGAAGUGAAGGUGGAAAUUAAGGAGUUCAAAGAGGAAAUGAAGGAAGAAAUAAAAGCAAUGAGUUCGAAACUCGACAAAAUAAUUAUGGAAUUCGCAUUUCUUCGAGGAUCUCUUAAAAUCGAUGAAAAGAAAUGA